AUGUCAAAUGGUACUGGUUCAACUCAACCGAUACGGCGGAGCGAUUUCAAAAUAGCAAUCAUCUGCGCCCUGCAAGUCGAAUACGAUGCAGAUGAGGACUUUGGCCGAGCAGAGGGUGACCAGAACUUUUACACGGCGGGCUGUAUCGGCAACCACAAUGUUUUCAUCAUCCUUCUCGAGAGCAUGGGGAAAAUCAGCGCUGCCAAGGCUGUUGCAAAUAUGCGCGUGAGCUUCACUGCCAUUCAGCUGCUUCUGCUUGUUGGAAUAUGCGGCGGGGUUCCGUCAGGCCCACGGGGAGAGAUUCUGCUGGGCGAUGUCAUCGUUGGCGAUGAGGUGAAGCUCUACGACUACGGCAAGCGAUAUCCAGAUGGAUUUCGACGCUCAGAAGACCCUGGAUACAACAUAAGCAACUUCAAUAGGAGUGUUCGUGGCUUACUGGGUGCGAUACAGACAGAUAGGGGCAUGCGGUCGUUUGAAGAUCGAAUAAGCCAUCAUCUGCAACACCUUCAGGAAGUGGCCAGCAGCCAGAAAAUCAUCAAGUACAGUUAUCCAGGAUCAGCAGAGGACAAGCCUUUUGCUUCUGAAUAUCGCCACAAACAUCAUCAACGUGCACCAUGUAUUUGCCGUCGUUGUCUUACCGACUCAGACCCCAUAUGUGAAGAAGCGAUCAAGGCUUCAUGUCUUGAGACGAAUUGUAAUACAAGCCACAUCAUUCAGAGGGAAAGGAUAGCUGCAAAGCAGAUGUUAAGACCGGAAAGGGUCAACGAGGCUCAGCGUCCGACUGUGCACUUUGGACGCCUUGCGUCAGCGGACAUGGUCCUAAAAUCUGCAAAAGACCGUGAUGCGUUGAGCCAAGAGCUCCAGGUCAUUGGAUUUGAAAUGGAGGCCGCUGGAUUUUACAACGAGUUGCCAUACGUGGUGAUUAAGAGUGUUUGCGACUACGCUGAUUCCCACAAGUCCAAGGCAUGGCAACCAUUUGCAGCGGCAACGGCUGCAUCUGCUUGCAAAUCACUAUUAGAACGCUAUCACCGGACCGGUUCGAUCCCACAAGAGGCCUUUAUAGAUCACGGAGCUAGCAAAGAAGAUCGUGCACGUGCAGCCAUUUGCGUUAUCCCAUUGCUCAAGAACGAGCGGUUCGUCGGCAGACAAGACGUCUUGGAGAAGCUUAAAGAAAUGCUAUUUCACAAGCAAAGCUUCAGCCGGGCUGCAUUGGUGGGAUUGGGUGGUAUGGGCAAACCCCAAGUCGCCCUACAACUUGCAUACUUGAUGAAAGAUGUGUUGCGAGAUGAGGAUGGUAGGGAAUGUUCAGUUCUUUGGAUUCCUGCUUUAAGUGUUGCGACGUUCGAACAAGCCUGUGCCGACAUCGUGAGACGCAUACCUCAAUCAAGUAAAACGGGAAAAGAUGAUAAGCGAGCUGUCAAAGACUAUUUUAGCACAAAAGAAGCAGGCAGAUGGCUUCUCGUCUUAGACAACGCAGACGAUCACGAUCUCAUAUUCGGACACAGCUCAGCGCCGGGAGGUUUAUUGCAGUACCUACCUCGAAGCGACUUGGGCUGUAUUUUAGCCACCACUCGUGAUCGUGGAGUUGCUGUUGAUUUUGCUGAGACUAAUGUUGUUAUGUUGUCAGAAAUGGGCAUGGAUGAAGCGGAAACCUUUUUCCGAAAGUCAUUGAUCGAAAAUGGCUUUGUCGGUGUUGACGAAGAUAUCAAGUCAUUGCUUGAAUUCCUCGAAAGAAUCCCACUGGCAGUUGCUCAAGCAGUGGCAUAUUUAAACGUCAACCAAGUCACAAUCCGAGAGUUUCUUAGUCUCCUGCAGGGCGUUCCGUAUGACCAAAUCAGCAUCUUGAGUCGGCACUUUCGAGACUCGACACGAUAUCAAGAAUCCCAGAAUGCGAUUGCCUUGACAUGGCUGGCGUCAUUUGACAGAAUCACUCAAACAGACCCAGUAGCAGCAAAACUACUGGCAUUCAUCUCAUACAUUGAACCUAAAGGUAUACCGAGAUCUCUGCUUCCUGAAGGAGGGUCUCGGGAGGAGUUUCUACACGCUAUAGGUACUUUGCUCGGUUAUGGGUUUCUAACUCUACAACGGCAAGACUUCUACGACAUGCACCGACUUGUACAUAUAGCUGCUACUGUAUGGGCAAGGGAAAGAUUUACAGAUACCAUGAAUCCGAAUCUUGCUUUGGAGAAUGUUGCCUCCGUCUUCCUGGGUCCCCAAUAUAACAACCGCGAGAAAUGGAUGGCAUAUAUUCCGCACACACUGAAAAUCUUACAUGACAGAUUCAGGUUUGAUAAUGAGAGUUCCCUAAUUCUAGCUUGCCGCGUAGGGCAAUGCAUGCUGGUCGAAGGAAUGACACAAUUGGCUGUGUCGAUGCUGGAGAACCUGGUGGCUUACACGGAUAUGCGAGGUGACAAGGACUCAAUCUCGCAAUCACCUCAACAUGAGCUUGCGAGAGCCUAUUAUUACGAUAGGCAGCAUGAAAAGGCGGAAUCCAUACUGGAACGUGUGGUGGCUGUACGAGAGGAAGUCCUUGGGGAGGAGCACGAAGAAACAAUAAGGUCACAGGAUGUCCUUGCAAAGGUAUAUCGCGAACUUGGAAAAUACAAGGAGGCAAUAUCAAUACUAGAACGCGUGGUGGCUGUUCGCAAAAAGACCUUGGGUGAAGAGCAUCAAGAAACAAUAGGGUCUCAGCAUGCUCUCGCAAAGGCUUAUCGCCAAGAUGGACGAUUAAACGAAGCGAGAUUGAUGUUGGAGCACGUAGUGGCUCUUCGAGAAAGGGUCUUUGGAGAGGACCACCCAUUUCUACUAGUAUCACAGUUUGAGUUGGCAAAGGUUUAUAAACAAGGGGACCAGAUGGACAACACGAAGGCAUUUUCGAUACUGGAGCGCCUGGUGGUUAGAGGGAUGAGAACGAAUAGCAUGGAGGAUCCGUUUUUUCUGAGCUCGCUGCACGAGCUCGCAAGCUUGCAUUAUGCAAACGACGAGACGGACAAGGCGGUGCUGUUGCUGGAGUAUGUCGUGGCGAUGCACAGGAAGAUAUUGCCCGAGGAUGAUUAUCGCCGUGUGCGGUCUGAGAAGAAUCUUGUGCAGAUGUACAGGUCUUUGGAAACGAGGGGGCAGCAUCGUGAUGGAGCAAUGUAG
Messenger RNA from Trichoderma harzianum CBS 226.95, 3141 nucleotides. RefSeq lists its product as hypothetical. The transcript is spliced from 2 exons. Bases 1 to 3141 code for a protein of 1046 amino acids. The record is from RefSeq and is a predicted model, not a curated record. Gene Ontology annotation, molecular function: protein binding; catalytic activity; ADP binding. NCBI's taxonomy places the organism in Eukaryota, Fungi, Ascomycota, Sordariomycetes, Hypocreales, Hypocreaceae. Gene Ontology annotation, biological process: nucleoside metabolic process.